Messenger RNA from Patella vulgata (common limpet), 2122 nucleotides. RefSeq names its product LHFPL tetraspan subfamily member 2a protein. The coding region runs from base 544 to 1122 and encodes 192 amino acids. Gene Ontology annotation, cellular component: membrane. The record is from RefSeq and is a predicted model, not a curated record. The transcript is spliced from 2 exons. NCBI's taxonomy places the organism in Eukaryota, Metazoa, Mollusca, Gastropoda, Patellidae.
UGGUUAGUCAAUUGAUUCCGCUUCUCGCCUCACAUUUUACUGGCAAUCCAAGUAGGAGAGAAGCAAGAUAUCGCGGCAUACUCUCUCAUCGUACGCUAAGCGAGGGCACCAUAAAGCCGUCAGUCUGUGGUUAAACGUUAUUGGCAUUGACAGUCAAUAUUGGAGGACUGUACAGUGUCGCUACAAUGGAUUAAUAAUAGAAUUGGGAGAAUGGGUCGUGUUAGCUGGUUGAUUGGAUAGUACAAUAUGAGAUCUCUGGAAUCAAGUUGACUUAUUCUAUCAUGUAGAAGGCUAAUUGGAAAUCUCGUUUUCUCGCCUUAAUUGACAAUAGACUUUCUCAAUAUCCAGCGAAUCUUUUCACCGUGUUCUCGAGUUUGAUUGAAAAAGAGAAAAAAAAUUCCAGCAGAAGAACAGAGCAAAAAAAAAACUCGAAGCAACAGUUUUCAUUAAAAAUAAUGUUGAGAGCGAUCCGUUUUUGUUAAAUGCAGAUUUUAGAGUUGGUUAUUUAGUGAUAACGAGUAUUAGAUUUUAUUAACAAAAAACAUGGUUCCUCCGAUAUUACUGCUUUGGGCUCUCCUGUCUGUGAUGGUGGCCGGGGCAUGCACCUUUACGUUUCUUCAACCGUUCUGGAUCAUGCACUUGGAUUGUAUUCAUGCUUUUGGAAUGAUAAGUUAUUGUUACGUGGAUUCGGAUUACGAAAACAAUCGUGAGUUAUGUACGGCGUAUGGGGGUUAUUAUCAUUUAGGAAACAUCCCGUCCGGUGCCUGGCAGGCGUCGUGUGUACUGUAUGGAGUAGGGUGUGUACUAAUGUGUCUAUCAGCAUUCCUAGCUAUAUGUACUGUUAUUAUGAUCAGAGCGCAUAAUAAAAAGUUAUCUUUAUUAUCAGGAUAUUUACAAGCGGUUGCAGUUCUGGUAAUGGGAGCUGGUUUGCUUAUUUUUCCAUUGGGACUGAAUUCUUCCUUUUAUCAACAUUAUUGUGGCAAGGCAUCGGCACCGUAUAAUUUUGGACAUUGUGUCGUUGGCUGGAGUUACAUGUUAGGAAUCAUGGGAACAGCAUUAUCAAUAUUUUGUCCGUUUUUAUCACAAUACACCGAUAUGAACGCCACAGACUUAUUUUCUUGAGAAAUAUUUUCAGAAAUGUAUGUGGUCGGUAUCUUCAAUAUGGCAUAAUGUUCAUGGAAAAUGUCCGCCAUUGGUUGUGAGGCAAUAUUAUAUAAUUUAUUGUGCUGACAUUUUUUCAUAGGUGUUCAAAGAAUUGAUUGUGGAUUGCGUUGUGAUGUUCACUUUAUUAUUUAUUUUACUAUGAUUCAAUAUUCACAUAGACCUUAUUGUGAUCUCUUAGAUCGGAUCUCGUCACGAUUUGGUUAGGACUACAUCAAAUGAAUCUAUGAUUGGUGAAACAAUACAAGCUAGCUGCACAUCAAAACAUACAUACGUGAAUACAGCACAGUUUGGGUGUCACGGUAAAUCCAGCUAUUAGUUACGUGGCACCACAAGACACCACGCGUUUCACAGAUGGGCCUUCUAACAAAUGAUAAAGUAAGCAUAACAUGUCGUGUGCAUGACAUACGCCACAAACAUGAUACACGUCACAACUUGUAGUAUUAUGGGUCACCCACCCGUACAACUUUCGCGGGAGAAGUAAACGUAAAGCAGAAUAGUGAUGGUUUCAUGGUGUAUGGAUGAGAACUAUUGAAAUAAAUGUACAGUUAAAAUUAAACAAUCGUUAUCCUUAACAAUCGAAUCAACUAUAAAUCGUGAUUUAAUAUUUAUUCUUCCAAACUACUGACAUAUAUCGUUGAUGUCAAAUGGAUGAUAAAAUGUCAAUCAAACUCGAUUGUGCCCCAUUAUCGUAUAUAUAGCUACCGUGUCGAACAACAGCUACAACAUCUAGCUAGUGGCCCUGUGAUUUGUAUGUAAAUAAAGGAAUGGUUGUUCUCGUUCCGUUUUCCAUUGUCAGAAAGGAUUGGCUCAGCAUCUGAAGUGUUCCACUGAACAUUUGGUCAAUGGAAGCAAACUAUUCACUCUAAAACAGAAUUGAUUAAAUGGGGAUACAUGUAAUGGUGUAAAAUAUUUUGUUUUUAACGUAUGUAUGUGUCAUUCAGUAAAUUAUUUAAAAGAA